GAACUGGGAUGUUCAGCUGGAAACUAAGGAGCUGCAGAGAUCUACACUGCAGAGACACAUGCAUGUGAGAGAAUACUUCAGGAACUUCCUCAUGUAUUUGUCCUGGUUGGAAAUCUCGCUGAUGUCCUGGAGGUCUCUGGUUGAGGAAGCAUCCAGCUGCUGUGGGAUGUUUGACCAGCGUUAGUCAGCAGGACUGGCUGAGACCUGGAGGAGGGAGGUCGGGAUGAGCUGUGUCUGCUUUGGCAGGGAAACCUGUGAAGAAUGAAGGUGGACGUACUCACCUACCUGGCAGCAGCCAGCUUUGUCGCCAUGGUGACUGGUGGCCGCAGUUCAAGCCGCAGGAAACACAAGGAGGUCUUCCUUGGGGAGAACAGCAAGUUCAAGUUUGGAGGACGUAUUGACUACAAGCUGAAGAGGCAGGACAGCACCAAAACAUUACUAAUAAAAAGUGAACAACUGCUGAGGAUUGAAGAGCACGACUUCGCCAUGAGACCAGGCUUCGGAGGUGCGCCCAUCCCUGUAGGUAUUGAUGUGCAGGUGGAGAGCAUCGACAGCAUCUCAGAGGUCAACAUGGACUUCACCAUGACUCUGUACCUGCGUCACUACUGGAAGGACGAGCGGCUGGCGUUCCCGUCUGGAAACAACCAGAGCAGGACAUUUGACUCCCGGCUGGUGAAGAAGAUCUGGGUUCCUGAUGUCUUCUUCGUCCACUCCAAACGCUCCUUCAUCCAUGACACCACCAUGGAGAACAUCAUGCUGCGGGUUUACCCCGAUGGAAAAAUCCUCUACAGCGUCAGGGUCACUGUGACGGCUCUCUGCUCGAUGGACUUCAGCAGCUUCCCUUUGGACACACAAAACUGCUCGCUGGAGUUGGAGAGCUACGCGUAUAACGAGAAUGACCUGAUGCUUUACUGGAAAAAUGGCAACGACUCUCUGAGGACGGAUGAGAUCGUAUUGUCACAGUUCUUCAUUGAGCAUUUCCAAGCCUCCAGUGGCCUGGCUUUCUACAGCAGCACCGGCUGGUACAACCGUCUCUUCAUAACCUUCAUCCUGCGGAGGCACAUCUUCUUCUUCAUGCUGCAGACGUACUUCCCCACCAUGCUGAUGGUCGUCCUCUCCUGGGUCUCCUUCUGGAUCGACAGACGGGCCGUUCCUGCAAGAGUGUCUCUGGGUAUAACCACAGUGCUCACCAUGUCCACCAUCAUCACAGGAGUGUCCGCCUCGAUGCCUCAGGUGUCGUACGUGAAAGCGGUGGACAUCUACCUGUGGACCAGCUUCCUGUUUGUCUUCCUGUCUGUGAUUGAAUAUGCAGCUGUGAACUACUGCACCACUCUGGAGGAGAUGAGGAAGAUGAAGAGGGGGAAGAUCCCGUCCACCUUCAACGCCAGUCAAGCAAUGGCCUUUGACGGGUGUUUCCACGACAACGAUAUUGAGCUGACUACAUUCCCCCGUCUGGCACCCACCUUGACCUCCGACCCUCUGACAUCGCCAACCCAAAGCUCAGACAUGCGCCCCACGGAAGGGACUCGGCUUCGCCGGCAGCGGUCCGUACGUGAAAACGUGGACCUGCUGGUCAACAACAGCUACAUGAUCGACUCGUACUCCAGACUGGCCUUCCCUCUGUCCUACCUGCUCUUCAACACCAUCUACUGGAGCAUGUACUCCUGAUCCAGCACUCUACAAAUUGAGUCUGAGUGCUACAGAGGAGAUUCCUCAUCUGGACAGAGGUCCGCAGAGACUUCACUGAAAUGGCUCUCAGUUAGAGAGGCCUCAGCUACAUCCAGCUGAUGUUCUUUGCCGAAGAGCUGAGAUAAAAACCCUCGAGGACUCUCAGCCUGAGUACGAACUCUGUAAUUGUGCAUUUAUCUCAUCAGAGGGGCUUCAAAUCCUGAGAGUCAGACUUUUUCUGUUUGGAUGAUCUGUACAUGUGUCUUUGCUUUUUGUGCGUCAUCAUAGCCUCAAGCUCAAAGUUCAUAUCAAUAUGUGCUAUUGAUAUAUGAUAUCUUUGUCAAUUUCUCUAGCUACAAGAUAUUAAAUUAGACAUAAACAGCGUGAAUAUGUGCUUUUUGAAAUAUCAGAACAUCUGCACACGUUUAAACACUGUGACUGGAGCAAAGCAAACACUGUAAGUGUAAUUUGGUGUGUUUCUUGAUGAAUUUGUAUCUUGUUUGCAGUGUUGGAGUGUACGGGCAGAAAUAUUUCGCUGGAUUCAUGUGGGCUUUUCAACAUUUCUCAUCAUAAUAGUUAAAAAUUAUGUAAUUUCAUAAUCUUUUUUUUAUUUGAGAAAAAAAAUAUGGCUCAUUACGUAUUUGCAUUAACAAGAAAAUAUUGUAAGGUACAACAGGUGGUGGUUGGAUAAAAAAAGCAGUAUAGUGUAAAGGCUUAAAAGUUGUAUUUUGUUAACUUGCCGUAAACAUUAAAACAGCGGUUUUAUGUAAAGUUGUCAAAGGAUCCAUGCACCGGUUCUGCAAAAGCUGGAAAUAUGUUUGUACUUGAAAGAAAAUAUGAAUUAUACUAAC
Molecule: messenger RNA, 2519 nt
Organism: Oreochromis niloticus (Nile tilapia)
Lineage: Eukaryota; Metazoa; Chordata; Actinopteri; Cichliformes; Cichlidae
Product: gamma-aminobutyric acid receptor subunit rho-3
Exons: 10
Coding region: 262-1668 (468 amino acids)
Biological process (GO): monoatomic ion transmembrane transport
Cellular component (GO): membrane
Molecular function (GO): transmembrane signaling receptor activity; extracellular ligand-gated monoatomic ion channel activity
Source: RefSeq, a predicted model, not a curated record